This is a messenger RNA of Notodromas monacha, 1701 nucleotides long. NCBI's taxonomy places the organism in Eukaryota, Metazoa, Arthropoda, Ostracoda, Podocopida, Cyprididae. The record is from the annotation of a GenBank genome assembly.
AUGCCGGAAUUUGUGGGAGUGACUCCGGAAUGCAGAGUGCAGUUGGAAUGGCGGAGUCUCACCGCGUGUCCUCCACCUGCUCCCAAACCAGCCACCAAGGACUGCACUUACAUUGACGAAGAACGCGGCUUGAAAUUCAAACUCGGGACCCUGCGGAAAGACGGCUAUGGAUAUUUCGUGUCUGAAAGGAUCGGCUACAAUUACAUCACGUACAUGUUGAAUGUUUGCGAUCAUUGCGGGGGUUGUUCGGAGAAGAACUCUGCCGUUUGUUUGCAAAGCAUGGGGAAAGCUGUGAGUUUCGGCAGGGCUGACAAGGGCUUCUUUUUGUACAGGGAUGGAAUGCUGAAGCUGAGAUACGAAGGAGGUGAUGAGUGUGAAGUGGGUGAAGGGGACAGAGCGACUGAGAUUUGGUUUGAAUGCGAUCCGACUGCAGAUGACCAGAAUGCCAAACCAGAGCUCUAUGAGUCUUAUGGAUGCUUGGUGAUCUUGAAGUGGAAGACAACUCUGGUGUGUCUCGAUGGCCCGAAUCCUAAUCUUCAUUCCCGAAAGGGCCGCGGUGGAACCACAGGAAUUUUCCUCAGCCUGGUGGCGCUAGUCGGUCUGAUCAUCGUCGUCGCCUGGUUCGUCAAGCACGGAAAAGCCAAGAGAAGAUCCACCGCCAGCAUCAUCACGAGACCAUCUUCUUGUGCUUCCGACUCUGGGAUCCGCUUGCGAACCCGUCCCAGGUCCCGGAUGGACGGGUUCCACAGUCUUUUCGGCUCCCUUCGCGGACGCUUGCUGGGAUUCGGAUCGAGUGGAUCCAGGGACACGUAUUCCUACAGGAUAGUCGAAGGCAAUGACGCCGAGUUGGACAGAAGGGAUUCCGGGGACUCAUCUGACGAUGCCUUGUGUCGCUUGACUGCUGUGAGUCCCGGGACUAAUUACCAACUGAUUGCAAGUGACAGAGCGUUGGUGCCAUUGCAAGAAGGCUGUGGUCCAGAUUUGCUAGUCCUUGACUCUGAAGGAAACGAACCUCAAAUGAGAAGGAAACCGGAUCUAGUGUCCAACCAAGCAAGUCCAACAUUUGUUGUAGCUGAGGAUGAUUCUGAUGAUGAUGAUGAGCUGUUGCAAUUUUGAAAAAAAUCAUUGGCAAAAAAUUCCACUCCUGCUGAUGGGAGGGGCUUUAAUUUUAUUUUGACUGCUGAUGGGGUGAGGUCAGAAACCCUGAGAUGAUUAUAUUGGCAUCCCGUGAUGGAAAAAAAAAAUCUGUCUUUGCAGAUAAGAAUCGAAGCUUUUGUUUUCAGUGAAUCUAAUAUUCGGUCAUUGCGAGAUCUAAUUUGACACACAAAAAAACAGAGGUGAUUUAUUCGUUUUGUUUUUUGGAUAUCCCAACUUAAAAGCCGAGGUUGAAGGACAUUUUUAUUUCGCCUGUGAUCCUCAAUCGCUUAUUAUUAUUAUUGGAAGGCUAUAGUGGCAUUUUUGUUGUUUUGUGUUACCCCCUCGAUAUUUUGAAGCUUGAUUUUUUUUUCAAUGUUCCUGGAUUGUGAUAUUUUUUGUUGGACCCGGAUAUCAUGCGUGUAUUUUACGAAAAAUCGUAAUUCCUAUACUGUGUUCUUGCUUGGCAAUACUUCCCCGGGAUGCUUGGCUGCCAUAUUGCUGGUAUGAUCUGCUGAGGGUUGAUCAAAUGGAAGGAAUGAAAUGCAGAAGUUUUCCAGCAAUCAA